UUCUGUUACCAGCAGUCUCCGUAUAUCAUUCUAUUCGAUGAAAUUUUCGUUUGAUUUGAUGGCGCAUAAAUUAACUGUUGCACUCACUCGUGACCUCGUUUGUCUUUUUUUGUUAUACGUUUAGUAUUUGGAAAAGAGAUUCGAUAAGAGAAUGCGGCUGUUUGGUUCAGUACUUUAUACACUACACACGAUCACCUUUCUGCCAGUUGUGAUUUACGUACCGGCAUUAGCCUUUAAUCAAGUAUCAGGCAUAAACAUUUACAUUGUUACACCAUUUGUAUGUGCCACAUGCAUAUUCUACACGUUGGUGGGAGGCAUUAAAGCCGUCAUUUGGACAGAUUGCAUUCAAACAUUUGUGAUGAUCGGAACGAUGUUGGCAAUAAUUGGCAAGGGCACUGUUGAUGCCAAUGGUUUCGGUAAUAUUUGGGAUACGAAUUGGGCAGGUGGAAGGCUUGUGUUUCCCGAACUUACACUGGAUCCUAAAGUACGGCAUUCUACAUUGGCAUUGCUAGUCGGUGGAACGACCUACUUUACGUACAUUUUCACAUUGAAUCAGGGUAUGGUUCAACGAUACGUAUCUUUACCAACGGUUCGAAAGGCUAGAUAUGCGCUGAGCAUAUACAUAUUCACUUCAAUAUUACUAGUUGCGAUAUGCUGCUAUGCUGGACUGAUCGUUUUUACUUUAUAUUCGCAGUGUGAUCCGUUGAAGACGAAGCUAAUCAGUGCACCCGAUCAACUGUUACCACUGUUGGUUAUGAAUUCCUUGGGCGAAUAUCCUGGUACUGCCGGACUAUUCAUUGCUGGAAUUUUUUCUGCAGCGUUAAGCUCGUUAUCGACUUGCCUCAAUGCCAUGGCAGCCGUGGUUUUAGAAGACUUCUACAAACCAUUUGUUCGAAAGCCGUUGACCGAAAGACAAACCAGCUUUUUGAUGAAAGGAGUGGUUUUCCUUGUAGGAAUUGUAUCGACGGCAUUGGUAUUUGUUGUCGCGAAAUUGGGUACUGUAUUACAGUUGCAAAUGAGCAUCGUAGGUGUUACGGCUGGUCCAGUUUAUGGCGUAUUUACAAUGGGAAUGUUGAUGCCUUGGGUGAAACGAAAGGGAGCCUUUUACGGUGGUGUGUCUGGCUUGAUUGGAAUGACUUGGAUAUUGUACAAGGCACAGAGUGAUUUAGCUUCUGGUGAAUUUACGUUUCCCAAGAAACCGGUUUACACUGACAACUGCAGUUAUAGCUUUGAGUUUACCGCAUAUUCGAACCAAACUCGGAUCGAAAAUGCAGAUGAUGAUUUCUUCAAAAUUCAACAUGUCUCGUACCUAUUUUACACGAUCAUUGGGGCUGUUAUCACAAUUGUGACCAGCACAAUAGUGAGUCUAAUUUUAGACGAUGGACACGAAUCGGAUCCCAUGCUUUUUAGCCCGGUCAUUAGAAAAUUUAUUGCGAUACCGCAUCAUGCGUCAAUUGUUGGACAAGAUGGAAAUGAAAUGGAUUGCACUGUACAUACAUUUGUAAUGCAAGAUAACAAAGUACAAUAAAGUUGGUGAUAGACAUUUAGC
Bradysia coprophila is the source of this 1549-nucleotide messenger RNA. Its product is annotated as sodium-coupled monocarboxylate transporter 1-like. Gene Ontology annotation, biological process: transmembrane transport; sodium ion transport. Lineage: Eukaryota; Metazoa; Arthropoda; Insecta; Diptera; Sciaridae. Gene Ontology annotation, cellular component: membrane. Gene Ontology annotation, molecular function: symporter activity. The record is from RefSeq and is a predicted model, not a curated record.